AUGACCGUCGAGAGAACGAUCUCCCGACAUUGUGCGUCCAUUACAUUGUUUACACACAAAGCAAGAUUCACAGGGUUUCUCAACUCUACCACCGACAGACUAGCUAUCAAAAGAUUCUGUUUCUGUUCCAAGAUCACACUCCAACUUCACCCAUCUGAACAUCAAAGAUCCAACAUGUCUAACCAAGCACCACAACUACCAAAAGAUCCAGGACACUCCGACAUGAUGCGUCACCUCGCCAUCCGCCGUGCACAAAUAGAAAGAUUCACGCAGCGCGAAGAGGAGGAGAAGAAAAGGUUGGCUGACUUCACGGUCCCUAUACCUACGCCAUCUCCGCGUCGUCAACCACACCAACCUUCUCCUUCUCAUGCACCACUCACCCCUCCGCAAACUCCUCUCCAGAAUAGAGCAACGGUGGUCCAACACGUUGAUCCUGAGCAACUCUUAUAUGUUGGAUAUAGGCCUCGGCAUCUUCGUUCCGAGGAUCCUAUCGCUUCCACGAUGCCGAUGACAAGUGAAAGUACAACGACGCAAGGAUAUUCAAAUUCGAGGUAUCGUUCGAGCGGGAGAUUGAGGGUCGUCAACGCAGCACCUAAUCCAGCCUCAUCAUCGAGACCACCGAUUGCAGAGUCUUCUCGUACUGAUGGCCCGCAGGCGCGUUCGAGGGUUGUUGAUAUGCCGCAUACUCCAGUGGCUUCAUCACCAUCUGCGUCAUCGUCUAGGCUAACAGCUCCUGCAUCACAUCUACCUCGAACACCGUCACAGCUAUCAUACCGUGGUGUGUUGCAUCAACCUCAACCCCGAUAUCCACAUCCCCAUCCCCAUUCAAGUCUACUCCCACAACCCCCUCCUCUUUUCCACUACCCUCGUAAUCCUGCUCCCGCACUUCCCCCAACACCCCCAGAAACCCCAAUCUCUCCAUCCCCAUCAUCGCCAGCCCGACCACCGCAGAGACCACAAAGACCCGCAGCGAUCUUAUUCCACAAACCUCUCCCCCCUCUCCCACCUCCUCAGCAAAGCGAACGAAAACUAGAUUGGAGAUGCCAGUGUCGCAGGGAAGUUUGCGUUUGCGGCAACAUACGGCUAUGGUGA
Molecule: messenger RNA, 1092 nt
Organism: Periconia digitata
Lineage: Eukaryota; Fungi; Ascomycota; Dothideomycetes; Pleosporales; Periconiaceae
Source: the annotation of a GenBank genome assembly